Medicago truncatula (barrel medic) is the source of this 2340-nucleotide messenger RNA. Its product is annotated as G-type lectin S-receptor-like serine/threonine-protein kinase At1g67520. Gene Ontology annotation, biological process: protein phosphorylation. NCBI's taxonomy places the organism in Eukaryota, Viridiplantae, Streptophyta, Magnoliopsida, Fabales, Fabaceae. Gene Ontology annotation, molecular function: protein serine/threonine kinase activity; ATP binding. Gene Ontology annotation, cellular component: plasma membrane. The record is from RefSeq and is a predicted model, not a curated record.
AAUCCAAAGUUGGGCAGUGCAGGUGCAGAUCUUAAGAGCUGAAAUUAUUCUCCUUCGGGUUUGAUGAGUACAUUUCUCUUCUUUUUGAAACAAUAUUAUUCAUUGAUCAUGAUAAGCUUUAGAAUAAAGAAACAAAUUAUUUUGAUAUACUUAUGGUUGUGGUGGAGUACUACUACUAGUCUUUAUGUUAAUGCAACAAACGAUAGUUUGAAGCCAGGUGAUACAUUUAAUUCCAAUUCCACGCUAUGUUCUAAACAAGGCAAGUAUUGUCUUGAAUUGAGAAGAUACUUGAUUGUAAUAGAUGUUAAUGGCACAGUAGUGUGGUUUUAUGAUAGAAAUCAUCCCUUUGACUCAGAAGAAGAUUCAACAGUUUUAUCACUAGAUUACUCUGGUGUUCUCAAAAUAGAAUGUCAAGAUAGGAAACCAAUGAUCAUUUACACUUCACCUCAACCCAACAACAACACUGUGGCCACUAUGUUAGACACGGGUAACUUUUUGCUUCAACAACUUUACCCAAAUGGGACAAAGAGUAUAUUAUGGCAGAGUUUUGAUUAUCCCACAAACUUUUUGAUCCCAACGAUGAAGUUGGGAGUUAAUCGAAAAACAGGACAUAAUUGGUCAUUGGUUUCAUGGUUGACUCCUUUGCUACAAACGUCAGGUGAAUUUAGUCUUGAAUGGGAACCAAAACAAGGUGAAUUGAACAUCAAAAAACGCGGGAAAGUGUAUUGGAAAAGUGGAAAACUUAAAAGCAAUGGAAUGUUCGAGAACAUUCCAGUGAAUGUUCAACAUAUGUAUCAGUACAUUAUUGUUUCUAACAAGAAUGAAGAUUCUUUCGCUUUUGAAGUUAAAGAUGGGAACAAUGGAGGGUGCCAAAAAUGGGAGGAUAUACCAACUUGUAGGGAACCUGGUGAGGUUUUUCAGAAAAAGGUGGGAACACCAAAAAGCAAAAUGGACAAUGCAUCAUCAUAUGAAUGGAAUGUAAUUUAUGGUUACAGUGAUUGCAAGAUGAGAUGUUGGAGAAAUUGUAGUUGCAAUGGAUUCGUAGAAUUAUAUGAUAAUUUGACUGGAUGUGUAUUCUAUUCAUGGAAUUCGACACAAGAUGUUGAUUUAGACAGUCAGGGUAACUUUAACGUCUUGGUAAUGCCAACAAAAUCAGCUCUACAUAAGAAAAAUAAAAGAAAGGAGGGUAAGAGCGAACAUUUGGCGGAUUCCAAUGAAUCAUAUGAUAUCAAAGAUCUUGAAGAUGACUUCAAGGGACAUGAUAUAAAAGUUUUUAACUUCGCAACAAUUUUAGAAGCAACUAUGAAUUUUUCCCCUGAAAACAAGUUAGGACAGGGAGGCUAUGGACCCGUUUAUAAGGGAAUCUUGGCAACAGGACAAGAAGUUGCUAUGAAAAGACUUUCAAAAACAUCUGGACAAGGAAUUGUGAAAUUCAAAAAUGAAUUGGUACUUAUAUGUGAACUUCAGCACACCAAUCUUGUACAACUACUUGGUUGUUGCAUUCAUGAAGAAGAAAGGAUUCUAAUUUAUGAAUAUAUGCCAAACAAAAGCCUGGAUUUCUAUCUAUUUGAUUGUACAAGAAGGAAGUUACUAGACUGGUAGAAGCGCUUCAACAUAAUUGAAGGAAUUUCUCAAGGAUUACUCUAUCUUCACAAGUACUCAAGACUCAAAAUCAUUCAUAGAGACUUGAAAGCAAGCAACAUACUUUUGGAUGAGAAUAUGAACCCAAAAAUUUCUGAUUUUGGUAUGGCAAGAAUGUUCACACAACAAGAAUCAACGGUUAACACCAACAGGAUUGUUGGGACGUAUGGAUACAUGUCUCCAGAGUAUGCUAUGGAAGGAAUCUGUUCGACAAAGUCUGAUGUUUAUAGUUUUGGAGCGUUGCUUCUUGAAAUUGUUUGUGGAAAAAACAAUAGCUUCUAUGAUGCUGAUCGCCCACUAAAUCUAAUAGGACAUGCAUGGGAGCUAUGGAAUGAUGGUGAGUAUCUAAAGCUAAUGGAUCCAACAUUAAAUGACACAUUUGCUCCUGGUGAAGUGUAAAUGUGCAUUCAUGUUGGUCUCUUAUGUGUAGAACAAUAUGCAAAUGAUCGACCAACAAUGUCUGAUGUUAUAUCAAUGUUAACAAACAAACAUGAACUCCCAACCUCACCGAGAAGGCCAGCAACACCUAUUCUACAACAGCAGUUUCUACAUCAUGUGAAAUUGAAGCAAAAAUAUAAGUAAUCCAUAUAUAAGGUCAAUCAGUCAUUUGAAACAAAUUUGUUCUUCGAAGUGUCAAAAAUUUCAAGCCAGAAUGUAAUUAAGUUAACUAAAAAUCCGCUUAAAUAUGUUGUUUUUAGG